GCUGGGAGGGAAGGGGGGAAAUAAUCUCUUUUCCCUCCUCCUUGGCUGCUGUAAAUCCUCCAACCCAGCAGAUGUCUCUUCUGCAAACACAAAAGCUAGGCCAAGAAACCCAAGCGGCUUUUCUUCCCCCCAGCAGCCUGGAGUCCUGUCUUUGAUCAAUUCACUGGGGGGGGGGGGGGGAUAAAGAAUAAAAAACUUCCUAGAGAAGGCUGCAAAGUAGCCUUAGAGGGUUCCAGGGGUGGGGGGGGGGGGGGUGUUUGGGGCACCCCAUGCAGGCAGGAGAGCUUGCAUGCAUCUAUGUGUCCGGUGGGCAGAGGAAAGAUACAGGGUUUCAGCACAGUCGUAGUAGAAUCCGGAUUAGUUGCAUUUACAUGAGCACUAAGAGGGGAGGGGAAGGGAGAGCAGCGCAGUGGGGUGACAACAGGAGGAGGGUGAGGAAAAGUCGUCCCUUGGCCUGAAGCAGCGUCAGAGUGAAAUCUGCAAAGAAACUUUUACAUGCACCCCUCUGCCAGUGAACAAGGAGGAGUCUUCCUGUUGGAGCUCCAUCUGACAACUCCAAUGCUGCCAAUACCCCAACCCAGCUAAAUCACGAAAGGGAGAAAAACUGGAAAGGCAACUCGAGGCACUAGGUGGAAAGAUCUACAGAUCAGGUCAAAACAAGAUAAGAAAGCACCAGCCUUCUGCUCUGUUGACAUAACCUCGAGGCUAGAGAGAAAAGGACUUUGGGUAAAGAACUGAGAGGAAUUUGGAGAUUCCAGACCACUGAUAAGGCAAGAAUUAGCCGAACAACCUCACUGACUUUGCUUUUUUUAUUUCAUGACUUAAAAAUACGUUUUGCAGGAAAAUCUUUGCUCUAUAGAUUGCGGGGGGUGGGAACAUACAUUUUCUAUAAUUACAUCAGGCCUGUUUUGCAAGCUAGUUUUUUGUUUUGAGUUAAAAUCUCUCCCCUUCUUUCUAGAUUAUUGUAACUUUUAUAGACCCUGAAAAGCAUUGAGAAGCCAGUUGCAGACACAUCUUUUUUUAUUUUUAAAGGUGAUCUUGGGCUAUAAUUAUCCAAAGUAUAUGCACACAGAGCAAGUGGAAUAUUGCAUUUCAUCAGUGCUGAGUAAUUGAAUUUAAAACAGGAAAGGAAGAGGGAUUGGGAUUAAUUUGCCUUGAGGAAAUUGAUUGAUAAGGGAUAGGCCAGGCAUCAGUUUGGAAUCAGGUUUUUUGGGAGGGGGAGACAUUUAAAAAACCAACUUUCAUAGAAACCUCAAAGUGCCUAACAAAGAUUUUUAUUUUUAUUUUUUUAAAAUACCCUGGACUGACCAAGCAGCACUAAAUAGAUUCUGGAACAAGAAUUAGACCAUUUUAAAAGGAGCUAUUUAUUAUAAUCUUAUCCUUUUUAGAUAUACUUUUUUAUUAAUUUGAACAAAUUUAAUGGGAAGAGAAGGGAAUCUAAAUUAAUAGACAGGAAGAGGAAAGAGCUCUGAACCUAAUCAAUGAAUAAGAGUUUGUUUUGCCUAAAACACACUAGUUUUAUAUCCUCAAAAGAAACAUAGUCCUCGAUUAUUACUGGACAGACUUGAUGUGUUUGUAAAGGCUAGGUUGAGAUGUGGGGAUUUUUUUUUUUUUUUUCCAGAAGCAGGUUGUGGUUGUUGCUUACCCCCCUCCAGUCGUGUUCAGUGGAAUUGGCUUCCGUGAGAAUUUGUAGAGUCAGGGACGGGAGCGAAAUACUGCAGCGGAAAGUGAACCGUGAUUGCAGCUGGCGCUGCUUGCCAGAGAGGGACCAGCCCGUGUGAUCCACUCUCUGCCCUGGUGAAUGUACUAAGGACAUUGAGGGGCACUGCGGAAGGGGUUUUGUCUAGGCCAGAUGGAGCCCCGACUCGAGCAGGUGGAUCCCAUGGCUACGAAAGGGGACGCUGUAAACGCAGAAGUCAAUAGACCCGAAAUCUGCCAGGCCCUUCUGGGGCUAGAGGAGGACACUGCCGGCAUGGAGGAGGGAACCCAGGCUGCAGAAGGACAGGGCCGCAUGCUGAAUGGGCAGGAGCCAGAAAGCCCAAAGGGGAUAGUGGUAAUGCACAGCGAGGAGGCUCCUUCUGGGCAGGGCAGCUCAAGCUGCCAACAGGCAGCAGGCCAGGAGCAUGAGGACACCCCAAGGAAGGAUCCGUCCCCGAGAGCAGGGCCCAGUGACGAAGCCAAGUGGCUGGAGCGUGGGGAGCCAGAAGGAAGGGCGGACCCCGAAGAGAAGCAGCCUCCCUCGAGUGGGAGCAUCCAGAAAGGAGGAGUCGCCUCACCACCGGACGACCCCAUCUCCAGCCCUCGCCCAGGCACCACAGAGCAGGCAUCUGAUGCCACCAAGGCCCGGCCCCCAGCCGGCGAGUCCGAGCCUGACUUCUAUUGCGUGAAGUGGAUCAACUGGAAAGGGGAGAGGACACCCAUCAUCACCCAGUGUGAGAACGGGCCCUGUCCACUCCUGGCCAUCAUGAACAUCCUGUUCUUGCAGUGGAAGGUGAAGCUCUCCCCCCAGAAGGAAGUGAUCACAUCAGACGAGUUAAUGGCGCAUCUCGGCGACUGCAUCUUAUCCAUCAAACCCCAAGAGAAUUCGGAAGGGCUGCAGCUCAACUUCCAGCAGAACGUCAAUGAUGCCAUGAUGGUCCUGCCCAAACUGUCCACGGGACUUGACGUGAACGUGAGGUUCACGGGCGUCUCCGACUUCGAGUACACCCCGGAGUGCAUCGUCUUUGACCUCCUGAAUGUCUCGCUGUACCACGGCUGGCUGGUGGACCCCCAAAGCCCGGACAUGGCCCAGGCCGUGGGCAAGCUGAGCUAUAACCAGCUGGUGGAGAAGAUCAUCACCUGCAAGCACUCAAGCGACCCCAACCUGGUCACCGAAGGCCUGAUCGCCGAGCAGUUCCUGGAGUCCACGGCCACCCAGCUGACUUACCACGGCCUGUGCGAGCUCACAGCUGCGGUCAAAGAGGGGGAACUAAGUGUCUUCUUCAGAAAUAACCACUUCAGCACCAUGAUCAAGCACCAGGGCCACCUAUACCUGCUGGUCACGGACCAGGGCUUCCUGCAGGAGGAGAAGGUGACCUGGGAGAGCCUGCACAACGUGGAUGGGGACAGCUGCUUCUGUGAUGCCGAGUUCCACCUGAGCCACACCCUGGGGAAGGAGGCGGCUGGCAGUUCCCCCCAGGAGCAGAGGCAGGUGGACCAGGACUACAUGAUCGCUCUGUCCUUGCAGCAACAGCCGCAGGGCCCCUCUGCCCUGAGCGAUCUAGAGCUUGCGCGCCAGCUGCAGCAGGAGGAAUACCAGCAGCAGCAAGCGGUGCCUCCUGUACAGGGGAGAGCUCAGCCAUCCGGCCGGCCGGCCAGGGAACGCAGACAGAGACAUAAGCAGGAGUCAGACUGUGUCCUUCUCUAGAGGCGCUCGUCCCCCUGCCUGCUGCUUUCGGACCCCUCGCCCUCCCACGGUCCUGCCGCGUCACCGUGAAGACUCCCAGACGACUGCCCCUGCGGGGCUCGCCUCGCCUCCCUUCCCCAGCCCUCCCCAGCACGGGACCCGCUUCCCAAAGAACCCAGCCCUGGCUCCCGCGCUGUGGGGGUGAAACCUCGUUCCAUGCUGUCGCGUCUCCCAGGCCCUGGCCUGGGCAUCGCAGCGCGGGAGGGACCGUGCAGGGCGGAGUCCAGCCGGGCUGAGCAUCGGCUGCAGUUUCUCCUCACCCCUGACGCCCUCAGCUGUACCUCGUACCUCUGAGCUCUCCCCAAAGAUGCGGAGUGCUCUCCUCUCCCAGAGGCAGAGAGUUCAGUGAUCAGAGCCCGGACUCUUGGGUUCCAGUCCCAGCUCUCGCCCUGACUCGCUGUGGGAUGCUGGGGCAAGUUGCUUCCCGACCCUGUUUCUCCAUUUCUCCAUCUGAUAAAGCAGGGGCGGAGGGGAGAAAAGGGAGUGAUGGUAACAGUUCACUCACUCCUUCCUCACAUACUUUGGGAUCCACAGAUAGAAGCAGCUGUGAUGCUGUGACAACACAGAGGCUUAUUUAACAGGCCAGCUAACCCACCGAGUGUGCUAGGCAGCUGCCCGGUGCCUCUCGUGAAUCCAGUGCAAUUAAGGAGCUAACCACCUGUACAGGAUCUCUGGGGCAGGGGGUGCACUUAUAAAGCUGGCAGGACACCCGUGUAUCCCUCUCCUGCUGGAGGCACAAGAGAUACUCUGCAAGGCCUUGACGCAGACAGGAGGAUGCAGAAGGUCCCCAGGGUGCUAGCCAAUGAGUUGCUGCCUCCUUGAUUCAAUUCUCAUGGCAGGGCGAGCAUAGAAUCUGGACAGGCACAUUUUCCCCCCUGCCCCCUCCUGUGUAGUCUCCCCUUUGGUGGCUCGAUCUUGCACUCAGCGGUCCCGCUGGGAAUUCAGCGGGCAAGGCCCUCGGCUCUAAUUAACUACGGCAGCGUUGGCACGGAGGCAGAGCCAGCGAUGGCUCGCGGGGUGAGUGGAUUGCAGGGGGAGGGGAUCUGUCGGGUCCAAACUCUGUCCGACCCAAUGACGCGAUCUGAGCUGCAGGAAGUGCUUUUUCAGGGUGCAUUGAAAUAAUUUGCAGAGUAAAGCGCCCAGAGCCUAGGAGCAGGGGGAAGGUUUGGAUGUAAAUUCCCUGCUGGGACGAAGCUUUCCCUUAGCCCUCUCUACCAUGGCACCGUCCUCCCUCCAGCAGGGAGGGUUUAAACCAGGCCCCGUGGAAAACAGCCCGAGGCGAGAUGCACCCCGUUGGCAUCAGCAGCCACCUAGCUGAGUCGGGGAGGUACUCGGAGCCCCUUCUCCUGCUCGAAAGACACCGAGUGACGCAGGAGCCAGCAGGACUUGCAGCUUGAGUGGGGGAGAGCACGGUUAUGCCGGCUCCCAGGUGACUGCAGGCUGGCUCCCAGUGCUGGCUGGGGCAGGGGGGGGUGCUUCCUGCCCCUAGGAGAGGCAGGGAGCCCAGCGCCGGGACCAAGAUGCUCGCUGGCCUUUCCAGGUCAGCAGUGGCCGAGCCCACAGGAAUGGCAUCUCCUGUUCCUAUCCUUUGCUAGUUCUGCCCGGUCCCUCUUCCUCAUCCAGACAGCCUCCUCCCCAGAAAAGCUGCAGUGGGGAGGGGCACGUUUAGGAACCGGGAUCAGGGUCGUUCCCAUGGGUUAGUUAACCCUGCCCCGCUCCUCAUCCUGUGACGUCCCCUGCCUCCACCCCAUGGAUUGAAUGGGAUCAGGAUCAAACCUUCAGGACACUAACAAACCUUCUGCGGUAGCCACCUGGGCACUCCCCUUCCCAGGGGCCUGGGCUCUGUCCCCAUGCUCUUAUGCUCUUGGGCUUGAGGAGUUUUACUCUUUCUUUUCUACUCUCUGUUAUUUGUGACACUGCCUUAGACAUUUGGAAAUAAAAGUGUCUUUCCCUAGA
Molecule: messenger RNA, 5401 nt
Organism: Dermochelys coriacea (leatherback sea turtle)
Lineage: Eukaryota; Metazoa; Chordata; Testudines; Dermochelyidae
Gene: MINDY1
Product: MINDY lysine 48 deubiquitinase 1
Exons: 10
Coding region: 1853-3406 (517 amino acids)
Biological process (GO): protein K48-linked deubiquitination
Cellular component (GO): cytosol; cell periphery
Molecular function (GO): cysteine-type deubiquitinase activity; cysteine-type carboxypeptidase activity; K48-linked deubiquitinase activity
Source: RefSeq, a predicted model, not a curated record